Messenger RNA from Aureobasidium musti, 816 nucleotides. Lineage: Eukaryota; Fungi; Ascomycota; Dothideomycetes; Dothideales; Saccotheciaceae. The record is from the annotation of a GenBank genome assembly.
AUGUUCACAAGCGCAAAGACCAGAGUCAGCCAAGUCUUGAACCACUUUACCAUCCCACGAAACUUCUCAUCAACAUCCAGCAUGGCAAAGCUAAACAUCAACUCUACCGUUCGCCUGAACUCAGGGUAUGAGAUCCCGCUCCUUGGGUAUGGAGUCUACCAAACACCUAUGGAUAUUGCCGAAGAAGUGACUGCACACGCAGUCAAGAGUGGCUACCGUCAUGCCGACUCAGCAGCUGCCUAUCGUAAUGAGGCGCCUACAGCAGCAGGUCUGCUCAAAGGCAACCUCCCUCGCUCAGAGCUGUUCUUCACGUCGAAAGUGCCUCCCAAAGCCAUCAACUACGACGCUGCCAAAGCCGUUGUUGAUGAAACGCUCAGGCUAACAGGCCUGGAUUAUGUGGAUUUGUAUCUUNUGCAUGCGCCAUAUGGUGGAAAAGAGAACAGACUGGGUGCCUGGAAAGCUCUGGUAGAGGCUGUGGAAGCAGGAAAGGUGAGGAGUAUCGGCGUGAGCAACUAUGGCGUCCAUCAUCUCGAAGAGCUCGAGGAUUGGAUCAAGCAGACCGAGGAGAAGGAAGGAAAAGGCAAGGGUGGCGUGUUGAGUGUCAACCAGGUCGAGUUGCAUCCUUGGUUGGCUAGAGAUGAUAUAGUGGAAUGGUGCAACAAGAGGGGUGUUAUCAUGGAGGCAUACUGCCCUCUGGCUCGCGCAACCAAGAUCGAUGACCCUCUUCUUACACCUCUAGCAAAGAAGUACAACAAGACAACUUCUCAAAUCCUGCUUCGCUGGGGCCUUCAANAAGAACUUUGUUAUUCUGCCUAA